UAUUUAAAUAUUAUCACUGUAAAAUUAUUGUCCCCUAGCAAUAAGUAUGAUGGAAUACCAUUUUGUGAAGUAACAUUUCAAUUGCAUACCAAGUAUGUUAAAAAAAAAAGAAUGGAAAACCGAAGCUGUGGUUCCGGAAGAGAUGUUGUAUGUGAGGAACCCACAAAAAUCUUUUUUGAAACACCAGAAGAUAUGCUCAAUCCGCUUGCGAUCAAUCCAUCCUUUAUGCCCAUAGUGAUAACGCAUGCAAUUAUAUUUCUCCUCGGAAUCAUCGGGAACACUGUUGUUAUUGUAACAUGGGCAGGAUCCAAGCCCACGAGGUCGCCAACAUGUACGUUUCUUGUAAGCCUUGCAGUGGCGGAUCUAUUACUACUGGUUAUUUACGUUCCUCUUGAAACGUUAGGCUACUUUGUAAUCACCUGGGAUGCAGGAGGCACAGUUUGCAAACUUAGCUCCUACGUUGAAAUGUUAUCAGGAAUGGCAUCUGUGCUCAAUUUAACAGCAGUAAGCAUAGAAAGAUUCUUAGUCAUUGCUCAUCCAAUCACAGCGAGGCGAUAUUGUACAGCAGGUACGUGCAGAACAGGAUUGUGCAUCGUAUGGGGUGCUGCUAUUUUCUUAGCUUUUCCUGUAUGCUUCACGAAAAGAAUCUAUCCCAUCACUUAUUUCAACAACAGUACAAGCAUCACCGCUUUCUAUUGCUGGGACUCAAACGAUAGUGUAGCUUUUGGAAUCGCCAUCUAUCAGCUGGUUGCUAUAUUUCUGUUGCCUGCCGUAUUCAUGACCGCCUGCUACAUCUGCGUCAUUCGCGAACUUUGGAGUAGUACUAGGACUGUUGCUGCUAUGACAAGACCAAACGAGAACGAUUUGGAGAAAGAAACAUGCAAGGUUAAUAAUCCUUCCAAAAUAAGAUUUACCUGCAGUCGUCAACAGAGGGCGCCAAGAAGCAAAGUAUUAAGCAUACACAGACAAGGUUUGGAAGUUCAGCACGCACGAAAACAGGUUAUAAAGAUGCUCAUUUUAGUGAUCGUGCUUUUCAUGAUAUGUUGGGGACCCCGACUCAUCAUGCACGUCCUCAUCAAGCACGGGCUGAGCACGUUCACAGUUCACGUUUACAACCUCCGAAUCGCCGUGUAUCUCCUCUCGUUCAUUCAUUCUGCCAUCAACCCAGUUAUCUACGGCUUCAUGUCCUCGAAUUUUCGCAAGAUGAUGCUCCAGUGCUGCAAAGAUGGCGUCUGCGGCAAGAUGACCUGUAGCAUUUGUGGGAGAAGGAAGAAGACGGGGGAUCGGCCACAGCGCCGGACCCUGUCCGAUUCUUACGAGUUUAGCACCUUGACCACGAGCACUCGACGCUCCAGACUGGCCAACUCGAUCAACGUGGAUGAUGCAAGGAUGAGACGAACGGAGGAGCAAUGGACUACUGUGUAA
This is a messenger RNA of Uloborus diversus, 1425 nucleotides long. Its product is annotated as galanin receptor type 1-like. Gene Ontology annotation, molecular function: G protein-coupled receptor activity; peptide binding. NCBI's taxonomy places the organism in Eukaryota, Metazoa, Arthropoda, Arachnida, Araneae, Uloboridae. The transcript is spliced from 8 exons. The annotation marks the transcript as partial. Gene Ontology annotation, biological process: G protein-coupled receptor signaling pathway. Gene Ontology annotation, cellular component: membrane. The record is from RefSeq and is a predicted model, not a curated record.